UUAAUAAUCAAAACUUUUACCAAUUCAUGAAAUAGUGCUGCGCAAAUUCUUUUGGAACAAACGUGGGCUCAACUACUUAAGGCACGCACUUAGCUAAGGACGGCAAUACCAUUUCAAAGUGAUGAAAAUUUUGAAAGCAUGAAGAACGUACUAUAAAUACUAAAGACGCAUAUAAGAAAGAGUAAUAGUUUGUGUGAUUACACGGUUUUUUAAAUCAUCAGUAAUAGUUAGUGUGAUUUCGUAACAAUGGCCUUUUCCCAUUUUUUCUUAGCCAUCAUUGUUGUUCUUACAUUUGUGGGAAUUGCUUCAGCAGAUUACAGAGCAGGCCGCAGUCUGAAGCCAUACAAACCCAACGAGGAAAGGUAUGGUCGUAGCACAGAGGAAUACUAUCCCGAAGAAAAGGGUCCGAAUUAUAAGGAUGGUCAUAGCCUAGAGCGCUAUGAUCAAGAGAUUCAAGACCAAGAAAAACCUGCCAAUUACAAGGAUGGUCAUAGCCUAGAGCGAUACGAUCAGGCCCAAGAAAAACCUGCUGCUACCAAGGUUCAAGGCCUUAUCUAUUGCCGAAGGAACAACAAAUUGAUUCCAAUGCAAGGAGCAACAGCAAGAGUGAAAUGCAUGGUUAAGAAAGAGAAUGGGUAUGAAGCAGCUCCUUUAUCAGUGCAGACACCAGUAACAGAUAAAAAGGGGUACUUCCUCGUGAACUUGAGUAAGUACAUAAACCCACGUUACAGUCUCAGCAACUGCAGGGUGUUCCUUGAUGAGCCUGCUCAUGGUGACUGCAACGUUGAAACUAACACCAACAACGGCAUUGGCGGUGCCCCUCUUACCAAAUCCAAAUCCAGGCGACUUCCUAACAGCAACUCUAUCCUCUACUCUGUCGGACCUUUUGUGUUUGCACCUUCCUCGUACUAAUUCCAAAAACCAAUUCUUGGAUAACGGAGUUGAGUGGAAGGACUUUUCUCUUUGGUGAUCUUUAACUUCCUUUGUUUAUUUUCUUCAACUUUAUUGUUGCAUUGGGUUAUCAUUUUGGCUACGUUUGUUAUGAUUCUUUGUUCAUCGAAUUGUCAUUUGAAUGUCGACACUUGAGAGUAAAGAGAGAGUAAUCUGUCUUUUGUACCCUAUAAUUGUCAAUGAAUGAAAGUUAUAUUUUAUA
Molecule: messenger RNA, 1153 nt
Organism: Beta vulgaris subsp. vulgaris (sugar beet)
Lineage: Eukaryota; Viridiplantae; Streptophyta; Magnoliopsida; Caryophyllales; Amaranthaceae
Product: protein SEED AND ROOT HAIR PROTECTIVE PROTEIN
Exons: 2
Coding region: 247-912 (221 amino acids)
Source: RefSeq, a predicted model, not a curated record